Messenger RNA from Acanthaster planci (crown-of-thorns starfish), 3718 nucleotides. RefSeq names its product D-beta-hydroxybutyrate dehydrogenase, mitochondrial-like. The record is from RefSeq and is a predicted model, not a curated record. Gene Ontology annotation, biological process: steroid metabolic process. Gene Ontology annotation, cellular component: intracellular membrane-bounded organelle. Lineage: Eukaryota; Metazoa; Echinodermata; Asteroidea; Valvatida; Acanthasteridae. Gene Ontology annotation, molecular function: oxidoreductase activity.
AUGGGAAUGGUAAACUUCCAAAUCAAUGGAAACUCAUACAGCAAGUUAAAUUCAUUCAGUAUUCUGGGACUAGGAAGUCAGAAUGUUUGGACGGAUCGUGAAAGAUAUCGCACAAGAAAUGGUGUUUGUAUCUGGAACCAACAGAACCUUAAACAGAUGUCAACAUGGAUAGAACUUCUAAAAUAGACUUUGGCUUAAGACGCGCACAUUCUUUUACUCUUUCAAAACAUUCUCAGCCAAAAUUACAAUGACUGCAAUUCAGAAAUGCAAUGUGAUAUUGACCUAUGACGACUUGGUCUAAACGUUGAAGAAUAGACACUUCAAUCUAGGCAUAAAAGUAAGACAAAAGUAUCAUCAAACUCACCUAGAGCAGGACAGGGACGAAUAUGUAAUUGUGGCAGGUUCAAUGCAAGGAGAGAUCAAGGAGACAGAACUGGACUCCACAGAGACAGAACAGUCUCUGUGGAGUCCAGUAGCCAAGUGGAGUGAAGGGUCACUGGCCACUGAAUUUAUCUGCUCCUCCACAAGGACUCUUGUGGUUGGUUGCAUGUUCUGCUACCAACCUGCCCACACGCGCUGCCAAGCAACCCACACAUUUCUAAAAAACUGCAUGACCUAACUCUGGGGGAGUUAGAUUUUCAAAAAAUGGGGGGCACCAAAUUCAUCCUAUUACAUUAUUAUUGUUCACGUGUAUUUAAGUUGGACUGUUUCUGAUUAUAAUAUAUAAUGAGUAUUUUUUAGGAUCACUUCUUUGAACUAAGGGAAAUCUCUUUGGAGUUGCAAAUUUGUUGUCUCUUUCAUUGUACUUUAAAUUGUGAAUUUAUUGGGCCUGGCAAAGUACAAGUAGCUGCUUUCUGCCAGCCUCCACCAUUCACCACUCGUAAGUCAUCCUCAUUCCCAGUCCCCGACACAGAUUUACACCACUGGCUCUUAAUCAAUUCCCUAUACUGCCUUUAUCCCUGCACGUAUUGUCUUUUACUUUUGAUACUUUUAAUUAAGUUGUAAAAUGUUGCAAUUGUUGUAAUUUUACAACUCUUUGAAAUGUCUGUGGCAUGGAAAGCGUUAUAAAUAGCCAUUGUUAUUAUUAGGCCCUAUUAUCCUUAUGGUUAUGGGAGGUCAAAAUGAUAACGCGUAGUGCGCAAAGAUUACACAAACUCUGUACCGUCUUUCACCGAGAUAAUCUUUUUUUCGGUACACAGUUUUUGACCAGAGUGAUUCACCUUUGAUUCAAUUUCACCAGAAAGCUUGAGUCGUAUCAAAUCUUUUGCUGAGUUGAGUCGUCAAAAUUGUGACUGGGGCACGAGUAAAGUCGUUGAUUUGAGUCAUUAUAACUCUGGCAUGAUAGGCACACCUUGAUAUCUCAAAUGUGAGCUAAACAAUAGUUUUGGAAGACUUAUGGGGGCGUUUUACGUGAGUUUGAAUGUCGUCUAGGGGUGACCCAAACUAGCUGUGGCAUUAUGUACACAAGAUAACAGGACCUUGGAUUCUAUUACCAAUUUAUCUACCUUGAAUGCCACGCUCCAGUAUCAGCAGUUUACCCUUGUGUCUUUUUUUAUAAGCAAAACUCCUUCUGUCCUAACAAAUAUUUGAUGUAACUGGCAUCUGCAACAAACUUUGACGUAGCGCUCCGAUAGGUGUUUGGAAUAGAACCUUCUUUUUGCUAUCGAGAAAUAUGGCCGCCAUAACGAUCAAAAACCUUCUUGUUUUUCUUUUGUUGGCAUUCGUGUUUAUCCACUACAUCGUUCCGAAUCUCGGACAGGAAUACCUAUCCAGAUGCUUUGGCUACAUCUUGUCAAUCAUUCUGGCCUAUGUCAUUGCUGUCAAUGUGAAAGAAGGCAAAGUGCAGGUCACAGGCAAGGCCGUGGUUGUCACCGGCUGCGACAGGGGGAUUGGUAACGCGCUGGCCCGCUACCUGGACAGGCAAGGCUUCCGGGUGUUCGCUGGUUGUUUGUUUGAGACCGGUGCAGGGGCACAAAAACUCAAAAGGGAGUGCUCCAGGAAGCUACAAGUGGUUCAGAUGGAUGUGACUAGUGACGAGCAGGUGGCUGAGGUGGCUCGGUUUAUACAGACUGAUGUAGCGGUGUCAGGGGAUGUGCUUUGGGGAGUUGUCAACAAUGCCGGCAUUGUUAUGAUUGGGGAGAUAGAGUGGCUGUCAUUCGACAGUUACCGACAGGUCAUCGAGGUCAACUUAAUGGGGAUGAUCCGAGUGACCAAGGCAUUCCUUCCCAUGAUUCGGAAAUGCAAAGGGCGAAUAGUUAACGUGAGUAGCGCGCAAGGGCUACAUGCCGCCCCCUAUUACUCCCCGUACGGGAUCUCCAAAUUUGGGGUGGAGGCGUUCUCGGACUGUCUCCGUCUUGAGAUGGACAAGUGGGGAGUGAAAACGGUCAUCAUCCAACCAGGAAAUUUUUCAGCAUUUUCUGAAGUCGGUGAAGGAAACAACAUUGAUAAGAUGCUGGGCUUGGUUUGGAGUGGCACACCGGACCACAUAAAGCAAGUAUACGGCGAGGAUUACUUCAAUAACUUGCUGAAAUUGGUGAAGACUCAAAGAAGUAUGGGUGUUCAACACGACUUGAAGUCUCUCUUGAGUGGUAUUGAGGACGCCCUCAUUGCCGUGAAUCCGCCAGACAGGCUCUUAAUUGCUGAACCAAAGCUUUUUGCCUUUUUUGUGCACACCUUUCCUGCCACCUUGACGGACUAUUUUUACAAGGUUUUCAUGUUGACUAGUAAAGACAAAUGAAGCUACUGGAGAGUUUUCAACGUGAAUGGACUAAGUUUCCGUGAUCACCGUUUUGGCUUAGUGUUCGAGAUGGUUUUAAUUUCAUUCCUCCUUUUACGGAUUUGAUAGCGAAGACUUUAGUAAAAAUGGAAAAACAAAUAAUAAAUAUGAUACGUUUUGAUCUUCCCAGUGAUUGAUUUAUCAACUACAUGAACUGAUGACGAUAUUCUUCACAAAAGAAAAACAAAAAAUACUUCUUCCCGAAAAGUGAAAUGUACAAAAUAUGCCCUCAACAGUAACAUGGACAUUUACAAGGUCAGCAAUGACGCAGCAUGAAUCUAUUGCACCUAGCAUCACGAUCAUACUAUGGCCCGUUAAUUUCCAGCACCAGUAUGACUAUGUUCCAACAAGAACCAUUAUGAAAAGACUGGAAACCUGAGUGGUGUUGAUGAAUACAGCAAGAGAAAAAAAAAACAAUCACGAAAUGCCAAAAAUGAUCCACACAUUUGAAGUCUAUGACAAGAAUACGGUACUGUAUAUCUAUAAAACAAUAUAUUUUUGGUUUUCAAGAAUGAUUUUGAAGUCUCCCUGCGUGCUAUGUAAUGCUCAUAAUUUAGCAAGUGUUGGGUCAUUUCGCAAAAACGAGGUCCAUUUUUUUCAUCAUGUGAAAGAAACCUCACCCCCGCCAAAGAAAGGACGGGGAGUUCGUUCUCUCUUAUUCUGGUGCUUUCAUUUUCUAAGGAAACAACGAUCUUGGUGACGCUACUAAUGCCACAUGUAUGUUAUUCUAUGUUUUGACGUUUUUGGAACUCUUUGUUUUGCAAGUUAACCGCAUAUAAACCAAGGUAGUAUACAAACCAAAGUUUUUUUUAGCAUUGACAAUAACCACAGCAAAGGUUUGACCUUCAUCUUCAUUGUGAUUGACUUGAUAAUGUAGCAUGGGUGUGGGGGGUUACUCCUCCCCCCAAAAUAAAAAUACAUAAGAAAAAGAGAGAUAUGAAG